Molecule: messenger RNA, 838 nt
Organism: Silurus meridionalis
Lineage: Eukaryota; Metazoa; Chordata; Actinopteri; Siluriformes; Siluridae
Gene: tcf23
Product: transcription factor 23
Exons: 3
Coding region: 144-671 (175 amino acids)
Biological process (GO): regulation of transcription by RNA polymerase II; developmental process
Molecular function (GO): protein dimerization activity; DNA-binding transcription factor activity, RNA polymerase II-specific; RNA polymerase II transcription regulatory region sequence-specific DNA binding
Source: RefSeq, a predicted model, not a curated record
AAGGGAGGAAGACGGAGCUCAGCGAGGAGGACGCCGAACCUCUGGGCGGAGAAGAGGAGAGAUCCCUAGUCAUACAGCUCAUCUCUGAGACCUGGGCGCUUCCACUGAGAGAGACUGGUUUGGUGUGCUCUCUGUUCAUUUCCAUGGCAGACUUGAUACUGACGGAGGGUUUAGCUGGGGAGCAGGAGGAGAAUGGAGGCAGACAUCAGACUGUGAGAUGGACACAGCCAUGCAUGAGACAGGCCAUGCGCCGAAAGCCAAAAAUGUGGGCAAGAUCUGGGCCUGGAGUUCAACUCAGAGCAUCAAAGACCCAAAAUUCCCCUGAAAACGCAGCGAGGGAGAGGAGUCGAGUGCGAAACCUGCGCCAGGCAUUUCAGAGCCUUCAGGCCGCCUUGCCAUCAGUUCCUCCGGACACAAAGCUCUCCAAGUUGGACAUUUUGGUCCUGGCCACCAAUUACAUUGCACACCUCACGGAGACGCUGGACCAGGGAGGAGGGGUGUGUGAUUUCCCCCCACUGCAGAGAACUGAAGGAUACCUGCACCCUGUAAAGAAAUGGCCCAUGCGCUCUCUGCUGUACUGUGGGAACAUUGGCGAGCGAAUAACAGCAGCAAACCCCAGUCAGGAGGAGUGCAAUUCCCCCAACAGCACAGCCAAUGUCCAAGCAGAAUGAGCUGAUAUAAUGUCUUUUAUCAACUCCUAAAAGAUCAAACCAUUAUAAUUUAACAUUGUGUUUAAUAUUAGGCUGAAUUCGGAUCAGACUUAUUCCAAUUUCCAAUAAUGCACAAUAUUUAACUUUUUUAAAUUCAACGGAAUUAAAGAUGAAGUUGAUUACUUGAA